Vitis riparia (riverbank grape) is the source of this 648-nucleotide messenger RNA. Its product is annotated as serine/threonine-protein kinase D6PKL2-like. Bases 1 to 648 code for a protein of 215 amino acids. Gene Ontology annotation, biological process: protein phosphorylation. Gene Ontology annotation, molecular function: ATP binding; protein serine/threonine kinase activity. The record is from RefSeq and is a predicted model, not a curated record. Lineage: Eukaryota; Viridiplantae; Streptophyta; Magnoliopsida; Vitales; Vitaceae. The transcript has a single exon. Gene Ontology annotation, cellular component: cytoplasm; plasma membrane; nucleus.
AUGUAUACUCCACUUAUAUCUUAUUUGAGGGGAUCGUCAGCGAAUAAGGUGCGACAUUUCCCUGUUGAGGAUGUUCCACCAGUUCUUCUAUGCCAAGAUACCCAUCAGAUCUCCCGGACCGGAAUCAGCCAUCUCGUUUGUCAGACUUUGGUGGAUCACGAAUUUCAGCACACUCCAACCUUAUACACCCAUUUUGAGACCGAAAUAUUUUCUUGUUUGAUGAUGGAGUUCUACCCAGGAGGUGAUUUACACACACUUAGGCAGAGGCAACCUGGGAAACAUUUUUCUGAGCAAGUUGUAAAGUUCUGUGUAGCAGAGGUUCUUCUUGCUUUUAAAUGCUUUCACAUGCUCGGGUUUGUUUAUAGUGACCUAGAACCAGAGACUGCCCUUGUAAGGGAAGAUGGGCACAUUAUGCUUUUUGAUUUUGACCUCUCUCUUCGGCACGCUGUCAGCUCGACACUGGUCAAGUCCCCUUCUUUAGGCUCCAAAUCCAACACCAUGGCUGGACAGCCACGCAAAUCUGAGUCUGAUUCUCAUCGUCGGAGGCAGCGCCGGAGCACCCAAUCCCUGCUAGUUAUGAUGAUCAGUGGGCAGCGCUUCAGUGGGACGCAUCCCAUGCAAACAGAAAUGGUCCGAAACCAUGGCUAA